Messenger RNA from Crotalus tigris (Tiger rattlesnake), 2861 nucleotides. RefSeq names its product flavin containing dimethylaniline monoxygenase 5 (gene FMO5). The transcript has 2 exons. Bases 338 to 1936 code for a protein of 532 amino acids. NCBI's taxonomy places the organism in Eukaryota, Metazoa, Chordata, Lepidosauria, Squamata, Viperidae. Gene Ontology annotation, molecular function: flavin adenine dinucleotide binding; N,N-dimethylaniline monooxygenase activity; NADP binding. The record is from RefSeq and is a predicted model, not a curated record.
CUCCCCCCCCCCCGCCGGCCUAUGGGGGAGGCUGGGGCGCUGCAAGAUAGCUGGACUUCAACUCCCAGAAUUCCAAAGUCCAAUCCAGCCUCUUCUUGAAGGCUUGCAGCGAUGAAGCUGGCACAGUGAUGAGACGCCCUCUUCUUGGAGACAUCCAGUGAGUCUCAACAUCUUUUUUACAUCGUGGUGACGAAAACUGGAUGCAAUAUUCCAGGUGUGGUCUUACCAAGGCUUUGUAAAGUGGUGUUAACACUUUCAGUUGUGCAAGAAGCGUAGAAGAGAUUACAUAGGUUCAUUUCCCCUGCUGUCGACUGUUCAUCUGCAGCCUUCCCGGGAGAUGGAAAAGAAGAGGGUGGCAAUUAUUGGAGCCGGCUCCAGUGGGCUUUGUAACAUCAAAUGCUGCUUGGAAGAAGGUCUGGAUCCUGUGUGCUUUGAAAGGAGCGAUGAUAUUGGGGGGCUCUGGAGAUUCAAGGAGAAUCCGGAGGAAGAGCGGGCUAGUAUCUACAAGUCCGUGAUCAUCAACACCUCCAAAGAAAUGAUGUGCUUCAGUGACUUCCCCAUCCCACAGGAUUUUCCCAACUACAUGCACAACUCAAAGAUCAUGGACUACUUCCGGAUGUAUGCUGAGCACUUUGACCUUCUGAAAUACGUCCGCUUCAAGACCAAAGUCUGCAGCGUAACAAAGCGCCCCGAUUUCUCUACCAGCGGCCAGUGGGAGGUCACCACCGAGUCAGAGGGGAAGCAGGAGUCGUCCGUUUUUGACGCCGUUUUGGUCUGCACCGGCCACCACACCACCCCACAUCUGCCCCUGGGGUCCUUCCCGGGGCUUAGCACGUUCAAGGGCCACUACUUACACAGCCGGGAUUACAAGAGUCCCGAUGCAUUUACAGGGAAGAGAGUCAUCGUGAUCGGCAUCGGGAACUCGGGCGUGGACCUCGCGGUGGAGAUCAGCCACACAGCGCAACAGGUCUUCCUCAGCACGCGCCGAGGAGCCUGGAUACUAACCCGUGUGGGGGAUAAAGGCUACCCAUUCGACACUGGAGUUAGCCGAGCUCAUUUACUCCUGAAGCAAAAUCUUCCCUUGUCCAUGAUCGAACGAUUCAUACAGGGCAAAUUAAAUAGCAAGUUCGACCAUUCUCAUUAUGGCUUGAAACCUAAGCACGGAUUUCACGGCCAGCAUCCCACCGUCAACGAUGACCUCCCAAAUUGCCUUAUUUCAGGGAAAGUUGUCAUGAAAUCCAACAUCGCCGAGUUUACCGAAACGGCUGCCCUCUUUGAUGAUGGCUCUAAGGAAGAGGAUAUAGACUGCGUUAUCCUGGCUACAGGAUACAGUUUCUCCUUUCCUUUCCUGGGGAACCUCAUGACGGUUGUUGAAAAUCAGAUCCCCUUAUAUAAGUUUGUCUUCUUGCCUAAUCUGGAGAAAUCCACCCUGGCAAUCAUUGGUCUUGUGCAGCCGCUGGGGGCCAUCAUGCCCAUUGCAGAAAUGCAAGCCCGCUGGGCCACGCGGGUCUUUAAGGGGCUUGCUCAGCUGCCAUCCACAAGUGAGAUGAUAUCCGAUAUUAUGGAUAAGAAGAUUGCCAUGGCAAAAAGGUAUGUGAAAAGUCAGCGCCACACCAUCCAGGUGGACUACACAGACUAUAUGGAUGAACUGGCUUCUCUGAUUGGGGUCAAGCCCAACAUAUGGUCCCAGUUUAUCACCGAUCCUAAGCUGGCCCGGGAGCUUUUGUUUGGGCCGUGUACUCCGUAUCAGUACCGCUUGCAAGGGCCAGGAAAAUGGGAGGGUGCCAGGAAAGCUAUCCUGACCCAGCAUGAACGGAUCUUGAAACCCUUAAGAACCAGGCCAGUUGCCCAAUCAGACAACCAGGCCUCAGUUCCCAGUUGGCUUAAGCUGGCUGGCCUUCUGGUUCUGCUCGCUGCAAUUUGGGCUUAUUUCUAAGUCCACCAAAGUCCUCUCCACUUAAUCCAGGGGUAGGCAACCUUGGCUCUUUUAGGACUCGUGGACUUCAACUCCCAGAAUUCCUGAGCCAGGUUUCCAAGCGGAGCCACGGGAGUUGAAGGCCACGAAUUCUGGGAGUUGAAGUCCACGAGUCCUAAAAGAGCCAAGGUUGCCUACCCCUGUCCUAAUCCAAUCCCAAUCUACAUAGAUGCUUGCACUAUGAUUUCACCUUUGUGCCUUUAAUAACUUACCUAUUAAGUCUGCAGAUAUAAACAGGCAGGCUUGAUUUUUCUAAAAGAAGCAAAAUUUUACCAUGUUAUGUAUGUGUUUCGCCCACAAAUGAUUGUUUUAACAUUUCUUAUUAGGGAACAAUUUUGUGUUAAUUCGUUUUGUUGAUUGUACUUUUAUCAGUCAGUGACCAAAAUAAAGAAGGGGGCUGGACUAGAAGAUCUCCAAGGUUCCCCUUGAAUUCUUCUGAGUUCUGUAUCCCAACUUUUUGAUUCAAACCGUCUUGGUUUCCUGGCGAGUUUUCCUGAUCCUCAGGCUGCUUUCGCUCGUGAAAACAAAGACGGGGGCCUGGUUUGUCAAAGUCCAGAUGGGUUGCGAAAACAGUACUCCUCUGAUUGGUUCACAGAGUUAGCUCCCCUCGCUGCCACCCCCUGGAGCCAGUCCAGAUUAUAGGUCAUCCUCAACUUCCAACUGUUCAUUUAGUGACCAAAAUUACAACUGCCUCAACAGAGUCAAAAAGCGACCACCCGUAAGGUUAGCCAAAAUGGGUCCAAAUGCUGGAAAUGUAAAACAGCAAUAGGAUCAUAUUAUCGUAUGUGAUGGGAAUGCUCAAAGGCUCGCGAGUAUUGGAAUAGGAUACGAAGAUGGCUGAAAGAUAUAUUAAUGUUGGACUUAAAUAAAAUUUUGAAAAAAAAAA